AUGGGGCUAGAGGUGCAGGCCACUAUGUUGGGUUCCACCUUAGUUGAGUUCAAAGUGGGCUAUCAGCACAGCAAGCACCUUGAUAUUGGCGAUGCGGUCCACUCUGAAACCAUCUAUGCCGGUGGGCACAUGUGGAGAAUGAACUGCUACUCUUCUGGGGUCAGGGAGAGAGACAUGGGCCAACAUGUCUCUUUAUUCCUUGAGCUUCUUAACAAAUCCUCAAGUGUUGAGGCCAUCUUCGGGGCCUGGUUGAAAGGAAACGGCAGACAGAAUUCCACCUCAGCAAAAAGGACUCUAGCUUAUGUAUUCAAUGAAGAGGAAGACGAACUAGACGAACAGGGUUGGCAUCGGUUCUGUUCCCAAACUGAAAUAGAGGAUUAUCAUGUAACAGAGGGAUACAUCACGUUUGUAUGCGCCAUCAUGGUGGUAAGUGGGAACUCUAUUUCCGUGCCGCCUUCAGACCUUGGAGAACAUCUUGGGAGACUAUUGAAUGGGACGGAUGUGUCUUUCAACGUUGAUGGCGAGACAUUCCACGCACAUCGUGCGGUGCUUGCUGCACGUUCACCAGUCUUCCAUGUCGGGCUCCUCGGAUCCAUGGCUGAGGCUACAAUGAGCCAUCACCCUACAUGACCAGCCAUCACCCUACAUGACAUUGCCCCUGCAGUUUUCAGAGUCAUGCUUCGGUUCAUGUACACUGACACGUUGCCCGGAGAUGACGAACUCGGGACCUCUCCCUUCGAGACGAUGCAGCAUCUACUAGCCGCGGCUGACCGGUGUGCCUUGGACCGGCUGAAGCUCCUGUGUGCACAGAGACUGUGGGACAAGGUGUCUGUCGAUACCGUUGCUGCUACCUUAGCUUGUGCUAUGUACAGCUGCUCGGAGUUGAAGAACAAGUGCAUUGACUUCUUUGCAGCUGAGAAAAAUUUCAAGAAGGCUGUCUUAACUGACGGUUUUCUGCACCUGGGUCAGAAAUUCCCAUCGAUUAUUGCUGACCUGCGAGAGAGGGUUGGGGCAUGAAUCAUGCAACAGAUCUCCAUGUAUAUAUUUAGGCAUUCAAGCAUAACUCAGUAUGGUAUUCGGGGUGGCUGGUGUCUCAUAGAUUGUGAAGCAUAUUGGAACUUUAAAACCGGAUUCUGUAAUCCUGGCUGUUUGGACUAUUUUCCUUCCAGAUGAUUCUGAUUUUGUGUGGCAAGGUGAAGGAUAUUGUCAGACAGAUCUGGUGCAAAGAUACUGAGAUUAUGCAUAAGUAGUAGCAUGAUUUUAUUUUGGGUUCUCUGCUCUCUUUGUCUUUGACGCUUCAAAGAUGGGUCAUGCUUGAAGCUUCAAAGAUGUUUUAACUGGGUUAUGCUUGAAGCUUCAAAGAUGUUUUUAACUUUUGCUAUGCAACUAUGAAACACUAAGCUAUAUAGUCUUGACUCCAUGUGCUGUCUGAUCUUUCAAACCUGUUGGACGUACUU
Panicum hallii is the source of this 1457-nucleotide messenger RNA. Its product is annotated as BTB/POZ and MATH domain-containing protein 1-like. Gene Ontology annotation, molecular function: protein binding. Lineage: Eukaryota; Viridiplantae; Streptophyta; Magnoliopsida; Poales; Poaceae. The record is from RefSeq and is a predicted model, not a curated record. Gene Ontology annotation, biological process: protein ubiquitination.